This is a messenger RNA of Vollenhovia emeryi, 3923 nucleotides long. Its product is annotated as serine/threonine-protein phosphatase PP1-beta catalytic subunit. The coding region runs from base 225 to 1283 and encodes 352 amino acids. The record is from RefSeq and is a predicted model, not a curated record. Gene Ontology annotation, molecular function: protein serine/threonine phosphatase activity. Lineage: Eukaryota; Metazoa; Arthropoda; Insecta; Hymenoptera; Formicidae. The transcript has 6 exons. Gene Ontology annotation, cellular component: cytoplasm; nucleus.
GCGGCGAGCGGUCGACUGUCGAGUCGAGUCUCUCGGCGACGUUCGACGCGGAAGGACGGUCCGUCGCGUUCGCCCCGGGCGAGAAACCCGCAGUCGAUAACGGCACGCACACGUAUUAGGACGCGCCGGGGUUGCGUCUCGCGUCGCGGCGGUGCAAAUGCGCGCGCCAGGCGAGUACGAGCCAGUCCGCGAACAUCGGGCCAGUCAGCCAGUGGCAGGAAAAAAUGGCGGAUGUCGACUUGAAUAUCGAUAACCUGAUACAGAGAUUGCUGGAAGUAUACCACACGCAGAAAGACCAGGUUCAGAAGAAAGCCAAGCUAAAAGAUAUUUUCUCGUCGGACUUUGUCGUCAGAGGAUGUCGACCGGGCAAGAGCGUGGUCAUGUCGGAGGCCGAGGUGCGCGGCCUCUGCCUCAAGUCGCGGGAGAUUUUCCUGCAGCAGCCGAUCCUGCUGGAGCUGGAGGCGCCGCUUAAGAUCUGCGGCGACAUACACGGCCAGUACACCGACCUGCUGCGGCUCUUCGAGUACGGCGGCUUCCCGCCGGAGGCCAACUACCUGUUCCUGGGCGACUACGUCGAUCGGGGGAAGCAGUCGCUGGAGACGAUAUGCCUACUGCUGGCGUACAAGAUCAAGUAUCCGGAGAACUUCUUCCUGCUGCGCGGCAACCACGAGUGCGCCAGCAUAAACAGGAUAUACGGCUUCUACGACGAGUGUAAGCGGCGGUACAACAUCAAGCUUUGGAAGACCUUCACGGACUGCUUUAACUGUUUGCCGAUCGCCGCGAUCAUCGACGAGAAGAUCUUCUGUUGCCACGGCGGGCUCAGUCCUGACCUGCAGGGAAUGGAACAAAUCAGAAGAAUCAUGCGUCCAACCGAUGUACCUGAUACCGGUCUCCUCUGUGAUCUCUUAUGGUCUGAUCCUGAUAAAGAUGUUCAGGGUUGGGGCGAAAAUGACAGAGGAGUCUCAUUCACAUUCGGUCCAGACGUCGUGUCGAAGUUCCUGAAUCGUCACGACAUGGAUCUCAUAUGCAGGGCGCAUCAAGUGGUCGAGGAUGGCUACGAGUUCUUCGCCAAGCGACAACUUGUCACACUUUUCUCCGCGCCAAACUACUGCGGCGAAUUCGACAAUGCCGGCGGAAUGAUGAGCGUCGACGAAACGUUGAUGUGCAGUUUCCAGAUCUUGAAACCGUCAGAAAAGAAGGCAAAAUACCAAUAUGGAGGAAUGAACACGGGUCAAGCCGGUAGACCAUCUACACCACAAAGGAAUCCAGCGAAAAAGAAAUGACAGCCUUCAACCGAACCUGCACAGCAACAAACGCGAUUAUCUUUAAUGGAGGCUAUCAUGCUAGGUAAAUCUGCUUUAUGCUUGUCAAAGCUUACUUAAUCACACUAGCUGACCACUUAUGUGCAUUAUUACGAGUCUGUUUCCCACGAUUAUCAGUUGAACAGUGAAAAAAAAGUGAAAGGAGAGCGGAAGGAAGCGAAAUGUAGGACGUUACUCGAUGUAUUUAAGUUCGCGCAAUGAUUCGCCGAUGAUUUAGAUGUAAUGUUUAGCACGCGACAUUUCCAACACAUGUACACGCACUCCGGGACGGACACGAUUUAAGUGGACAUGAUUUACGGGACAGUGAUAUGUUGUAUGGAUUCGUUCACUCGGACACAUGGGCUUGCGAAAAAUUCGUAAAUGCUUUAUAGCCGACGCGCUUGUCGACGACAUCGAGUGCCUCAGAUGCUACGUAUCUGAUCUAACCUUUGGUUUUCAUGUGUUUCAGCACGAAGACGUCGAGAUACAGAAUUAACCUUACUGAUAAACAUUACCUUUAAAAGAGCAUGUGUAAGAUUUAUCUCUCUUUCAAUUGCAUUUUAACGAGAUAAGAGAUACGAACAGUCCGCGCUGUGUCAAGUUUCGAUUAUCAUCGUACUUGACGGAGGAUCGGUUCUCAGAAUUUCGCGGCAGUUAUAUCUCCCGUAAACAAAAUGAUCCUUCGGUAAAGCUGGCGCUUUUUAAAAAAGCAUUUUGUCACUUUCAUUUGUAUUUAUUUGUUGAUGUUGAGUGUAAUUAUGAGACUCGCUGUUAUUAUUAUUAUUAUUAAUUUUAUUUUUAAUAGUAUUUUUAUCAUUGCUUUAGCAGCUAAUUUAAAUGUCAUCGUUUCGUGAGAUGCUGAGCGUGUAUAUAGAUAGAUAUAUAUUUUUGACCAUUUAUUUUUUUCAUUAUCCAUUACGAAUUGAAUUAUGUCGACAUGUGCAGUAUUCCGUGGUAGUGACUGCACGGUCCAGGGAUAUGUCGUAGACGAAUUUGGUUGUUUGUUCUCGGGCGAUAAAUCUGGAAAGCAACAUAGAGGACUAGUAUUUUUAAGAUAAAACGCUAGAGAUCACGCCUUUAUUCGAAGGAUAUUGGAAGGAGGGGGGAACGUGAAGAAGAGAAAAACGAGGACAUGUGGCAUUGUUAUACUGGGAAAAACAUGUGGAUGUAGAAUCUCGGCUUUUCACGCUCGCGAUGCGGGCGAAACGCGAAUGCAAAUGUGCACUUGGUUAUCUGAUUUAUGAAAGAUUUAUCACAUAUCGUAAAGAUUAUUUCGAAUCGUGCGAAUCUCUUUCAACAAUGGUUUUACAGCCGGACCUGCGUGUUUCGAUUUUGACGAGUUGAAAUUUUGCAUUUGUUACAAUGUGUAUUUAUGUUUGCAUGUCUAGACGUAAGAUAUACUUUCGCACACGUGCUUGGAUAAAAUUCACUAACUUCUUGAACAGAAAGACAUACGAUGGCAAAUUGCAUUUGGUUUGGUGCAUUUAUUUGAAUUGUAUCAUAUGUUCAUUCAACUUGGUUUUCUUUGUCGAUUAUUCAAAUGUUUUUCAGUAAUGCUGGAUUCGUCGCUGUAGAAGUCACUAAUACGAUUAUUUUACAAACUUAACUGCAUUAAAAUUUUCUCGCUGCGCUCUUGAUUUGUAAGCGACAUUGUAUUAUUAUUUGCGGUUGUCCGCACAACAGAAAUCGCAUAUGCCGGAGAAAUAUGUGUUUAGUUAAAAAUUGAAAUACUAUUAUAUUCUGUACACAUGCAGGAAUCUUAGAAAUGACUUAUGUAUGAAGAAGAAAAUGCUGUGCUGUACGGAAGUAGCAACCGAUUAAAUAUGAAAUUGUAUUUAUAGGGAGAGCGCAUUUCCCUAAUAAUGCGAAAUUGUGUUUUCAAGUGAUAACAUUAGCGAAAUAUCCAUACAACUAAUAAAUGAGUACGUCAAAAUUAACGAGGCAUCGAUAAAGCGCGUUUCUGGACAAUUAAAUUUAGACUGACAAUUGAUGGGGUGUCGUGCGAACUAUUGUGAUUGAAGAGACACGAUCCGGAGACACGAAGACCGUACAUCAAAACUGAAAAUUCAUCGCGAAGCAGAGAUCAAUCAAACGGAGCAAGCCUUUUCGUGGCAGCGACGCCACGAUUGGCUCUCAUAUUAUGCUAUAUUUUACUCAAUGGUUACUGAUUAUUUGAUUGUUAUUUAACGUUAUCAGGGAGCGUUUGACGAAGUUAUUGUUCGUACGUAAAGAUGCAGUGUGCGAAUUUGUUAUGUUUUGGAACUGGAUGAAACGGAAGGUCCUCACCUCUUCCCUCCCUGCGUUUCUCUCCCCUCAAAAAGAAAAAAGAAUCGCAAGAUUAAUUAUCGUCAAAGGAGCGGUUGUGAUCCCCUGAUAUAUGCGUUCUUUUUGUCCGAGAUUCAUAUAUUAUAUACAGAUAUUAUAUUUGUAAAGGGUUGGCCGGUCGCGAUUCGACGAUACUUUAUUAAAUAAAUAAUUAAAUAAGAGGCGCUCUCGUGAGAGGAGUUUGCGACUAUCGUGGGUUGUUACAUCGUUCGAAUCGUCGAUGACGGAACACGCUAUGCAAUGGCAUCCUAGAGAUGUAAAACUUUCAGAUAAUAAACAUGCAUAUUGUUGUACAAA